AUGCGGGACCAGGAAUUCCCGCUGUUGGCCAAUGGCAAUCACAACAUGGACCAGGAGAAAUUGGAGCCCCCGAGAACCCGUCUAGGCGCUCUCUGGCGGCGACUACCCUCCUCUCCAGCCGUCAGAAACGCUCUCUCGGCCACCGUCGAAUUUUUGAAGCCGGAAUUCUUGCAACGAAAGAAAGCGGCCGCUCCGAGAAAAGGCAACACCGCGUGGCUGGAUGGCCUGCGUGGGGGCGCGGCUCUCACCGUGUGCAUCAUGCAUCUUACCGUGUACACUCACACAGACAUGGAGUUGUGCUAUGGUGAUAGAUUACCCAAUGGACAACUGAACACCAGUCCUGCCGCGCUGCCCAUUCUGAGGAUCCCCUUUACUGGAGGCCAUUAUUCCGUCAUGCUCUUCUUCGUCAUAUCGGGAUAUGUGGUGCCAAGGCGACUCAUCACACUGCUUCACGAGGGGAGGAAGGAUGAUUUUGUGGAGGCGGUGUGUUCGGCGAUCGUUCGACGACCUGGACGGCUCUUCAUUCCGGUCGCGCUGAGUACCCUCUUCCUUGCCGUGGUCAUGGGACACAUUAUUGCGCUGCCGGUGCCGUUCCCGUUUUACAAGAGUAAUAUUGUCUGGGAGCUUUAUAACUGGUUUGGGGACAUGUGUCUGUUCUUGUUCUAUCACCGAUUCCAACUGCUGUUCACCUGGUAUAAUUUCCAUACAUGGACCAUCCCUGUCGAGCUGAGAGGGUCCCUAUGGCUAUUCGUGUGGCUUUUCGCUACGCAUCAGAUGGCGACGAGAUCGAGGGUACUCCUCACUUGCGCAAAGUUAUUCUACCUGGUCUUCUGGACGCCUGGCGGCUGGUAUUCUUGCUUCUUUUGCGGCAUGUUGACCUCGGAGCUGGAUUUGCUUGCGGAGAGCGGCCAAGUUCGAUUGCCUUGGGAUGGACUCCGGAACUUCUUCAUCAGGAGACCGAGAUUACGCAUGUUCGUCCUCCACCUAACACUGCUGAUUGGGUUGUAUCUUGCAUGCCAGCCUUCGUCAGACGGCAAACCGCGAGAAGAAUUGCUUGGGGAAUGCUAUGGCUGGAAAACUCUCAACCGGUUAAUCCCGGGUUCAUAUAAGGAUGGACCUCCCAAUAACACCCAUUACCGCUGGUAUUAUCUCAUUUGGGCCGCGUGGUUUACUGUCGUCGGCGUCAAGGAAAUCCCCUGGGUACGAUGGAUCUUCGAGACUAACACUGCGCAAUGUAAGUCCUACCCAGCCAACCAAUCUGAGUCUUCAUAGUAACACGCCUAGACCUCGGCCGACACUCCUUCGCCCUCUACCUCAUCCACGGCCCCAUGAUCGGCAUCUUCUCCGAGCGCGUCUUCUACCUCACCGGCGUCAAAUCCCCCAUCGACCUCGACUCCUUUGUCAAAUUCGGACAUCUGUACAACAAAUGGCACGAUGCCCCCUGGUGGCCUUUCCCCGAUGGAGGCUACGCUGGUCUCGAACCUAACUUCUUGUUCUGUGUUGCUCUGAGUAUCCCGCUCUUCUUGUACGUGGCCGAAUUGGGAACGAAGGCCUUUGAUGCCCCGUCCAUCAAGACUUCGAAUUGGAUGUAUCGGAAGAUGAAGGAGGUGAGAUGA
Lecanosticta acicola is the source of this 1616-nucleotide messenger RNA. Lineage: Eukaryota; Fungi; Ascomycota; Dothideomycetes; Mycosphaerellales; Mycosphaerellaceae. The record is from the annotation of a GenBank genome assembly.